Messenger RNA from Kogia breviceps (pygmy sperm whale), 1928 nucleotides. It is a transcript of the gene PDPK1, whose product is annotated as 3-phosphoinositide dependent protein kinase 1. Gene Ontology annotation, biological process: intracellular signal transduction; peptidyl-serine phosphorylation. Gene Ontology annotation, cellular component: cAMP-dependent protein kinase complex. NCBI's taxonomy places the organism in Eukaryota, Metazoa, Chordata, Mammalia, Artiodactyla, Physeteridae. The record is from RefSeq and is a predicted model, not a curated record. Gene Ontology annotation, molecular function: ATP binding; cAMP-dependent protein kinase activity.
GGGCGCAGGAUGCGGGCGGCCAUUGCUGGGGCUCUGCUGCGGGGAGGAGGACGCUGAGGAGGCGCCGAGCCGCGCAGCGCUGCGGGGGAGUCGCCCGUGCAGACGCGGGGCCCAUGGCCAGGACCACCAGCCAGCUGUAUGACACCGUUCCUAUUCAGUCCAGCGUGGUAUUAUGUUCCUGCCCGUCCCCAUCAAUGGUGAGGACCCAGACUGAGUCCAGCACGGCCCCUGGCGUUCCCAGCUGUGGUAGCAGGCAGGGCCCCACCAUGGACAGCACCGCGGCCGAAUCCCGGCCAAGCGCCAACUCGCUGCAACACGCCACACAGCCACCACCACAGCCUCGGAAGAAACGGCCAGAAGACUUUAAAUUUGGGAAAAUUCUUGGUGAAGGCUCUUUUUCAACAGUUGUUCUGGCCCGAGAACUGGCAACCUCAAGGGAAUAUGCUAUUAAAAUUCUAGAGAAACGUCACAUUAUCAAAGAAAACAAAGUCCCGUAUGUAACCAGAGAGAGAGACGUGAUGUCGCGGCUGGAUCACCCCUUCUUUGUUAAACUUUACUUCACAUUUCAGGAUGAUGAAAAGCUCUAUUUUGGCCUUAGUUAUGCCAAAAAUGGAGAACUACUUAAAUACAUUCGGAAAAUUGGUUCGUUCGAUGAGACAUGCACCCGAUUUUACACAGCUGAGAUGGUGUCUGCCCUAGAGUACUUGCAUGGCAAGGGCAUCAUUCACAGGGACCUGAAACCAGAAAAUAUUUUGUUAAAUGAAGAUAUGCACAUCCAGAUCACAGAUUUUGGAACAGCAAAAGUAUUAUCCCCAGAGAGUAAACAAGCCAGGGCCAACUCGUUUGUAGGAACAGCCCAGUAUGUUUCUCCAGAGCUGCUCACAGAGAAAUCGGCCUGUAAAAGUUCAGACCUUUGGGCUCUUGGAUGCAUAAUAUACCAGCUUGUGGCAGGACUGCCACCGUUCCGAGCUGGAAAUGAAUAUCUUAUAUUUCAGAAGAUCAUUAAGUUGGAAUAUGACUUUCCUGAAAAAUUCUUUCCUAAGGCAAGAGAUCUUGUGGAAAAACUUCUGGUUUUAGAUGCCACAAAGCGAUUAGGCUGUGAAGAAAUGGAAGGGUACGGCCCUCUGAAAGCUCAUCCGUUCUUUGAGUCCAUUACGUGGGAGAACCUGCAUCACCAGACACCUCCGAAGCUCACAGCUUACUUACCGGCCAUGUCGGAAGAUGAUGAGGAUUGCUACGGCAAUUACGACAAUCUCCUGAGCCAGUUCGGCUGCAUGCAGGUGUCGUCGUCCUCCUCCUCCCACUCCUUGUCCGCCGCGGACGCGGGGCUGCCCCAGAGGGUGGGAAGCAACAUCGAGCAGUAUAUCCACGACCUGGACACUAAUUCUUUUGAACUGGACUUACAGUUUUCUGAAGAUGAGAAGAGGUUGUUAUUGGAGAAGCAGGCCAGUGGAAACCCUUGGCACCAGUUUGUAGAAAAUAAUUUAAUACUAAAAAUGGGUCCAGUAGACAAGCGCAAGGGUUUAUUUGCACGGCGACGACAGUUACUGCUCACAGAAGGGCCACACUUAUAUUAUGUAGAUCCUGUCAACAAAGUCUUGAAAGGUGAAAUUCCAUGGUCACAAGAACUCCGGCCAGAGGCCAAGAAUUUUAAAACCUUCUUUGUCCACACGCCGAAUAGGACGUAUUACCUGAUGGACCCGAGUGGGAAUGCUCACAAAUGGUGCAAAAAGAUCCAGGAGGUGUGGAGGCACAGAUACCAGAGCCACCCGGACGCUGCCGUGCAGUGACGCCUGCGGCCCUGCACCUGCUGCAGGACGUGUGCCCAGCACGGCUCACUGCCACCUGGACACUUCCAGACCACCUGCCAGCCAUCUCAAGGGGGACGCAGACAGCGGAACCUUGCAGCUUUUUUAUUUAAAAGAAAA